Parnassius apollo (apollo) is the source of this 504-nucleotide messenger RNA. The record is from the annotation of a GenBank genome assembly. NCBI's taxonomy places the organism in Eukaryota, Metazoa, Arthropoda, Insecta, Lepidoptera, Papilionidae.
AUGAUGGAUCGGCGCGUACUACCAGAGAACCUGUUCCCACAAGGUCUGGGAGGUGCAUUGAGGUGCAGGGAGUCCGCGGCUAGGCUGCGCGGUGAGCAGAGCAAUGCGCUCGGAACGCUCGCCGUCGCUGCAACAAACUGCAGCAAUUCUAAAAUCAGUGGUGCAGUGGUGGUGGACGGUGAUAGCGGUGAGGAAGCGUGGACGGUGAUGGCGGUGAUGGCGACGAGGGCGCGAGGGCGGCGAAAGCGCGAGGGUGUUGGGUUGGUGCGCCGCGUGCACGUUCGCUCACCCGCGCGGGCCUCUCGGCAGAACAACACUUGUUGCGGAAAUAGCGGCGAAAAGCAUUCGCGCAUUGAGCCGCGUCACGCGCCAGCCGCCGACACCGCCACGCAAUCACCUCAAACCGCCAAACGUUAUCGUCAUUCCCACAUUCAAAACCUUAUCUUCGCUUAUUGUGACUUUAAUUACAAUGGGAGUGCAAAUUUCAACUCAUUUAAGUACUAG